This is a messenger RNA of Closterium sp. Naga37s-1, 4029 nucleotides long. The record is from the annotation of a GenBank genome assembly. Lineage: Eukaryota; Viridiplantae; Streptophyta; Zygnematophyceae; Desmidiales; Closteriaceae.
AUGCUGCAGGGAGGGGCGAAUGAGGGGGGCCAUGAGGGGGAGAAGGUGAGAUGGGGGGAGCAAACGUCAGGAGAGCAAGCAUCAGGUGCGAAGGCGCCUGAGGAAAAGUUGCAGCGAGGUAGUGAGAGAGGGGAGGAUUGGAGGCAGGAGAUGAGGCAGGGGAGCAGCGCCAGUGGUGGUGGUGGGGGACGGGGAGCAGAUGGGGUAAUGAGCACUCUGCCUCCUCACAACCUCAUGCUGUGCUCACCUGACGGCCCUGUGUCGUGCCCACCUGGGAAUCCCAUGGCAUGCCCUGCUCACGACCCUGUGCCAAGCGCAGAAGCGACAGUACCGUGCACUGACAAGGCCUCAACACUGCCCAUGGCACCUGAGAGCCACCCUGAGAGCCGCCCUGAGAGCUGCCCUGAGAGCUGCCCUGAGAGCUGCCCUGAGAGCUGCCCUGAGAGCUGCCCUGAGAGCUGCCCUGAGCAUUUCUCUGAGCGUCGCUCUGAAGAUGGCUCUGCUGUGCCUCGGGAACAGCUGGCUGAACGUGGCAGCGAUACCCCUGGCUGCCCCCCACUGGGACUGGUUGCAGAGGCAGAGAGACCAGGCAGUGACCCGUCUCCCUCUCAUGCUGCAACUGCUCAUGCGAAUCAUGCAGGUGCUGCUGCUGAUGUGGACCCGCCCGCGCCGUCCCCCACCAGCACUCCACCGCCCCGUCAGCAGGAGGGUCCACGUCAGCAACAACCUAGUUGCGACACUUCAGCACAAGCAGAUCCAGGCAAUGCCACGGUCACAACAGAGGAAGCAAGGGAUGAAGAGGUUGCUGCUGUUCCAUACCAUGUGCUUGCCGCUCGUGUGUUUGCGGAAUUGCGGGGAUUGAUGCUCGAUACCCACGUGGCUCAUGAGGACUUGGAAGCAGUUGUGAAUGAGGCGGUGAUGACGUGGCAUCCUGACGUGCGGGCAAUGGCGCGAGAGAACGCGUGGGAUGCGGCGAAGGGGACGAUUGCAAGGGUGGAAUGGAAGAUUGGCACUUCAAUUUUGGCUUUGCGGAAGAAGCUAAAGGCUCUUAAAGCCGUGUUGAUCGCCAUGGAGGAGGAGGCGAUAGAGCGAGCCGUGCUGGCGUACCUGCGUCGCAAGGGCUAUAAGAAUGCUGAGCUGGCGUUUAAAGACGACUCUAAGACCCAGUCGCUCGAUGCGCUCGUUACGGUUGGCGGGAAGGCCGCAGCUGCUGAGCUGGACAAGAAUCUAGCCAAUCAGAUUAUGCUUUACAGCAGGUCGGAGAAGGCGCCAGCGUGCUAUGUGGAAGGUUACAGGAAGCUUCGCGCGUGGGUGCAUUCCUCCCUGGACCUCUACAAGAACGAGCUGCUACGCGUGCUGUAUCCGGUGUUCGUGCACGCCUUCCUCGAGCUCGUCGCGCAGGACCACCCCGACGCGGCGCGCGCGCUCAUGGAGGCGCACGGCGCGGACCACGCGCGCCUGCACGCCAGCGACCUCGCGCAGCUCGCGGGGAUCAGCUCCGCGCAGCACGCGCAGGAGAGCCCCCUCGCGCGCGCCUUUCGGGAGAACAAAGCCGUCAUCCGCAUGUGCCAGUACUCAUUCGACCUGUUGCUGCAGUUCCUGCACGCCGCUGACCUCAUGGCCAUCCUCGCGCUCGUCAACCGCCACAUCCACAUCAUCGUGCAUGCGGGGCGGCCAGCAGCUCAGGAGGAGGAGGAGGACGAGGCAACGGGCAUGGUGUCAAGCGCAGGGGCGGACGGGGGGGGCAUGGGGGGGGGCAUGCUGGCGGGGGUGGUGACAGGGGCGACGCACGAGGCGGUGAGGCGCAUGGGGCAGCGCGAGGUGCUGUGGGGCGCGCUGGAAGACGGCGUGGAGCACCGGCUGGAGCAGGAGAGAGAGAGGGAGGCUGAGAAGGAGGAGGGCGACGAGGGCGAAGGGGAGGACGGCAAGAGGCGUGUGGGUGGUGUGGCGUGUGCGUUUGAGAGGCGUGUGGGUGGUGUGGCGUGUGCGUUUGAGAGGCGUGUGGGUGGUGUGGCGUGUGCGUUUGAGAGGCGUGUGGGUGGUGUGGCGUGUGCGUUUGAGAGGCGUGUGGGUGGUGUGGCGUGUGCGUUUGAGAGGCGUGUGGGUGGUGUGGCGUGUGCGUUUGAGAGGCGUGUGGGUGGUGUGGCGUGUGCGUUUGAGAGGCGUGUGGGUGGUGUGGCGUGUGCGUUUGAGAGGCGUGUGGGUGGUGUGGCGUGUGCGUUUGAGAGGCGUGUGGGUGGUGUGGCGUGUGCGUUUGAGAGGCGUGUGGGUGGUGUGGCGUGUGCGUUUGAGAGGCGUGUGGGUGGUGUGGCGUGUGCGUUUGAGAGGCGUGUGGGUGGUGUGGCGUGUGCGUUUGAGAGGCGUGUGGGUGGUGUGGCGUGUGCGUUUGAGAGGCGUGUGGGUGGUGUGGCGUGUGCGUUUGAGAGGCGUGUGGGUGGUGUGGCGUGUGCGUUUGAGAGGCGUGUGGGUGGUGUGGCGUAUGCGUUUGAGAGGCGUGUGGGUGGUGUGGGCACGGGAUGCAUGGGGCAGCGCGAGGUGCUGUGGGGCGCGCUGGAGGACGGGAUGGAGCACUGGCUGGAGAAGGUGAGGGAGCGGGAGGGCGAACGAGAGGAGGGCGAGGACGGCGGCAGGGAAGGCGAGGGGGAGGACGGCAAGAAGCGGGCGGCGGACGGCAAGGCAGCAGCAGGGGCGCCGGGCGGCAAGAAGGGCAAGAAAGACAAGGCGGGGGAGAAGGACGCGCUCAAGGGGGGCGCGGGGGGCGGAGCAGGAGGGGCAGUGGGGGCAGGGGGCGGCGCUGGAGGAAAAGGGGGGAAGGCGGGGGAGGGCAAGGGGGCGGGGGGGGCUGCUGCGAUGGCUGCCACGCGUGUGGCAUCGCACCUGCCUCUCCCCAAGAUGAGGGAGGAGGCGGAGAAACAGGUGUUUGACGACUUGAGGCGGCGCGUGGCGCUGGGAGCGCAGGCGCUGCCGUCUGUGUGCUGCUACACGCUGCUGCAUGCGCACUCCAGCAUGACGUCAGUGUCGGUUGCUCCUGAUGGUGCACUGCUGGCUGCAGGCUUCAAUGACUCCUCCAUUAAGGUGUGGGACAUGCGAUCCAUUGGCUCCUCCCCCUUGCCACAAGCCGCAAGAUGUCUCGACACCUCAGCAGCAGCGGAAGCCCCAGCCAUGCAGCACACCCCACGUGGCCAACCCACAGCCACCACCACACCCACCACCAGCACCCCCAACACCACCAGCAAGCGCUACAUGGCACUGAGGGGUCACAGUGGCGCCGUGCACACAACCUCCUUCAGCCCCUCAGACGACCGCUUCCUACUCUCCGCCUCCUCUGACGCCUCGGUGCGCCUGUGGCACCUGGGGCUGGGCGCGUGCCUGGUGGCAUACCGCGCGCACUGCUACCCUGUGUGGGACGUGCAGCACUCGCCAGUGGGCCACUACUUUGCGACGGCGUCGUAUGACCGCACGGCACGCGUGUGGAGCAUGGAGCGCUCGUACCCGCUGCGCAUCAUGGCAGGCCACCUCUCCGACGUGCAUGCGGUGCGGUGGCACGCCAACUGCAACUACAUCGCCACGUGCUCCAGCGACAAGACGCUGCGCCUGUGGGACGUGCAGACGGGCGAGUGCUGCCGAGUCUUUGCUGCCCACCGCUCGCCCGUGUACGCACUCGCCACAUCCCCGGACGGCCGCUUCCUGGCGUCGGGGGAUGAGGGAGGUGCCGUGCUGCUGUGGGACCUGGGUACAGGCCGCUGCAUCGCCCCGCUGCUGGGGCACACUGGCUGUGUGUGGACGCUCGCCUUCAGUGGGGAGUCGGCAGUGCUGGCGUCGGGGGCAGCGGACGACACAGUGAGGCUGUGGGACGUGGCUGCUGCCAGCAAGCUCGCUCCCAACGAGGCCAAAACAUCGGUGGGGCGGCGGUUGCGCCUUCUCAAGACCUUCCCCACCAAGUCAACACCCAUCUCAGCCCUGCAGUUCACGCGGCGCAACCUGCUUGUGGCAGCUGGGGCCUUCAAACACUCUGACCCCGCAUCUUGA